Limulus polyphemus (Atlantic horseshoe crab) is the source of this 1025-nucleotide messenger RNA. Its product is annotated as techylectin-5B-like. The transcript is spliced from 5 exons. The record is from RefSeq and is a predicted model, not a curated record. Bases 59 to 970 code for a protein of 303 amino acids. NCBI's taxonomy places the organism in Eukaryota, Metazoa, Arthropoda, Merostomata, Xiphosura, Limulidae.
GGACUUCCUUGUAUCAUCAAGUUAGAUCACUGUAGAACUCGUACUGAGCAUAAAAACCAUGAAUAGCACAAGAGAAGGAAAUGUUCUCUUUCAAAUGAUUUGUUUAGGGUUAACUGGAAUAUUUCUGUCAGUCUCCGUGAUUGGGGAAAAGUCUGACGUUUCACGGUAUGACUUGAACGACAUUUUGAAUGCUUUACCUACGACAGUGUGGGGAAUGGUGAACCUGGUUAAAGAAAAGUUGAAAGGAACUCUUCCGCUACCCGAAAGUAAGAGAUGCGACAAUGCCACAAACUUCACAGACUGUGCAGAUUUGAGACGUAGAGGUUAUGUUGAGAGCAACCGGGUCUACUCUAUUUGGCCACGGUAUUUAAACGAACCAAUUAAGGUUGUAUGUGACAUGGACACCGAAGGCGGUGGAUGGACGAUAAUCCAGCGCCGCGGGUACUACGAUGAUAAACCUCAGGAGUUCAAUCAAUCCUGGUAUCAGUACAGUGUGGGAUUUGGAUCUCUGAACGAUGAUUUUUGGCUUGGAAACGACAAAAUAUUUGCCAUAACAAACCACAAGGAGGUGGAGCUUAGGGUGGAUUUAGAAGAUUUCUCAGGGACAAAAGUCUAUGCUAAAUUUUCAUAUUUUGUUGUGUUGAGUGAUUUACGAAAUUAUCAGAUGUUUUUUGGUUCUUAUAGUGGUGAUGCAGGUGAUUCACUAUUGUACCACAACGGUUCACUUUUCUCCACAACAGAUCUAGACAACGACGCCAAUGCAAAAAGUUGUUCUAUUGACCAUGGUGGUGGUGGUGGGUGGUGGUUUAAAAGUUGUACCAGAAGUAAUUUAAAUGGUGUCUACUACAAGGAUGGUAAAGCUUCAAAAUCUGGGAGUGGAAUUAUUUGGAACACACUUGGUGGGAAUAAUGUUUCUCUUAAAAAAACAGAUAUCAAAAUUAGACCAUCUCAUUUUACUAUCUCUCAUUAAACUUGUGACAUUGUUUUCGAAGAUAAUAAAAUGUAAGUAAUUGAUCAUAUUCUAA